AGGUGAUAUUUCCCGCUCGAUUGCUCGUAAGCUAGUGGAUGAUGCUGCCUAGAGGUAUCCUGCGUAAAUCGUAGGUCUCUAUCUUGUUUCUAUUAGAAGUUAUUUGAAAAUAUCACGGGUCACCGUUAAUUUAAUACAUUAGGAAAUUGUACUUCUAUUAUCUCAGCCGGUAGACCCUUGAUAGUUUGACAAUUUUUACCUGGCACUUAGAAAAUUAUGGAGAAUAGUCUGGUUGACUCAGAUUUUUGAUAAAGUUACUUACAUUUUUUCCCACAAAUCGUACAACUAAAAUACGAUUCACUCAUAUACUACAUAAGAAAAAAACAGAAAUGUGAUGACUGUAAGCGAAAGAAAGAGAAAGGAAAUUUUGACAUAUAGGGAUGAGUCUCCUCUCUUCUUUUUCUGUUAUUGAACGUUACCGCCUGGAUCAAACUUCUUUUUCUUUCUAGAUAGUCCAUCAGAGAAAACAAUUAGAGAGACUGAUCUAACAGGGUUAUUAAGAGUUGGAGUGUAUAAAGUGAUAGAAAGAGACUCUCUGAGUAAUAAUUAGUAUUCAAUAGAAUCUUGAUCGAUUAAUCGCCAGCUAUUCUAAUCAAUUGAAUGUUCGGUCUCUUCACAGUACUUACUGAUAGCUGAUUUCUUAAAUGUCAGCAUUUUCUCUUGAUCUAUACACUCAUCAGAUUUGCUCAUUUCAGUAAUUUGCUUUGUUAUUCGACUAGCUGCUUUCACUUUUGUGGUUCUCUUUAAUCUAAUUCUUCCUGUAUCUGAAAUAUUUGAUUGUGGAGCAAAUUUACCUGCGGACUGAAAUGACGCUGAUAGAUUGGUGCUUGUAGAAAGAUCAUCAAAACUAUUCAAAAGCAUAGGAUGAUCCUUUGGGAGGCCAUGCUCCCAAGAUCAUCUACAAGCUUGUCGGGUUCUUUUCCCCAUAUAACUAGCAGUGCAGUCUCUGCAAUGAAUAUCAUAAACAAUGUUUGAUUGCAUACGUUUCUCAAUCUUAUCUUUUAAAUUAAAGGAAGCUCGUAUCGAUGCUGGUGGUUUUUGAAUAACUAUCAACUUGCUAUUAGGUUGCAUGGAUUUCAUAAAAUUAUGUAAAUUGCGAGCAAAAAGAAGAGUGACUUUGGAAUUAAGUGCCAUGAGAAAAAACGACAGUACAGAGAUUAUUUUUUCGAGUUUUUUGACACAUCUAAGAACUACCGAAAAAAAUGAUUUCUUGUUGACUAUGUAUGAUUCAUGGAGGAAGCCUUCAAAAGUCGGAGUAGUGAAUUCUAUCACGGAUGAAAAUAUUCACUUAAAAGAAAAGUAAAGAAGGGAGGCGCCUAAGGUCGGUCGUUUUUGUGCCCGAAUAUUUCUGCACAAACAUUACACUCGUGAUACAUUUCUUUAUCGCCUACUUAAUAAAGCUCUACGAGAACAAGACAUCGGCGUACUUUAUGCACUGAGAUACUUCAUUAAAGAUCUUUAUUUAGAAUUAAUUGAUACUGCACAAUCAAUCACAUCACCUGUACCGCAAAAGAUUACUGUUUAUCGUGGUUAA
Didymodactylos carnosus is the source of this 1534-nucleotide messenger RNA. The record is from the annotation of a GenBank genome assembly. NCBI's taxonomy places the organism in Eukaryota, Metazoa, Rotifera, Eurotatoria, Philodinida, Philodinidae.